AUGGUUGUCGUCCUCGUCGGCUUUCGGAACGAGACGAGAUAUUCCGUGUUGGUGAGACGAGAGCCUUCGAGCAACGUCGCCGUGCCGGAGGAGAUGAGGCGUCAAUCCUUGACACAGUUGUUUCGUGUUACACUGCCUUGCCCCUUCCGGUUCCUGGCCACAGAGGCAAUCACCAUCUUCGCUGCUCUUUACAACGGUUACCUCUAUGGACUGUCGUUCCUCUCCAACGAUGCAUUCAACUUGGUGUUCGGUAAGCACGGCUAUGGCUCAAAAUUAUUGGCUGACAAUACUGGGAUGCCUCGCGAUACUGCUGGUGCCAUUUUCUAUGUGCUAAAGAAGUUUGGCAUGAGGUUGAGAAGGAAGAGUCCAUAUGCGAGACAGCAUGUGGAUGAUGAUGAUGAUGAUAUGGAGGUGAAUGCCUCCGAUAGUGACGCCUCUGAGCCAUGA
Messenger RNA from Cladophialophora bantiana CBS 173.52, 447 nucleotides. RefSeq lists its product as uncharacterized. The transcript has 2 exons. Gene Ontology annotation, molecular function: transmembrane transporter activity. The record is from RefSeq and is a predicted model, not a curated record. Bases 1 to 447 code for a protein of 148 amino acids. Lineage: Eukaryota; Fungi; Ascomycota; Eurotiomycetes; Chaetothyriales; Herpotrichiellaceae. Gene Ontology annotation, biological process: transmembrane transport.